Molecule: messenger RNA, 2607 nt
Organism: Trypanosoma brucei brucei TREU927
Lineage: Eukaryota; Euglenozoa; Kinetoplastea; Trypanosomatida; Trypanosomatidae
Product: minichromosome maintenance complex subunit
Exons: 1
Coding region: 1-2607 (868 amino acids)
Biological process (GO): double-strand break repair via break-induced replication; mitotic DNA replication; DNA replication initiation
Cellular component (GO): MCM complex; nucleus
Molecular function (GO): ATP binding; single-stranded DNA binding; single-stranded 3'-5' DNA helicase activity
Source: RefSeq, a predicted model, not a curated record
AUGGACCUCGUGCCAACAGGUGAUGCCGCGGUCCCUCGUGAGGAGGUACCAGCAUUUGUCGAAGUGGACGAUUAUGGUAACCGGGUGCGGGAUAUUGUGUACAUCUUCCUUGGUCGACUAAUCGAUCCGUCUUUGCGGCCACCAGGGGCUACAGACCCCGAUGCGUUAGAAAGGUUGCAGUAUAUCGUCCGACAGCUAGAACGUAUCAGCACUUGCACUGACUGGUCUACAUGCGUGGUGCGGUGGAAUGACUUUCGUCUCUUCGAUGAGGAUGCUAGCUCCACCAUUGAGGAAAACUAUCAACGCUUCUCGCCCUUCAUGGACGCUGCACUGCAUCAGGUCCUAUCGCAGUAUUAUGCGGAGGACUAUGUGAACCGCGGCAGGUGUAGCCCCAAUCUUGUCUUUUCUUACGUUCCGCGUUGUUUAAGUGUUCGCAUUCUGCGUGCAUCGCUUGUGGGGCAGUUGUGCUCUAUCAAAGGUGUAGUCACGCGUACGUCACAGGUUCGUCCCGAGCUUCUUGUGGGUGUGUUCCGUUGUAAUGAUUGUGGAACUGAGAGUAGUGCGAUCCCCCAGCAGUUUCACUACACGGAACCUCCAGCAUGCCGAAAUCCCCAAUGCGAAAACAAAAACCGUUUUCAGUUGCUUCCAACACAUCCGCAAACAAAGUUUGGCGAUUGGCAGAAAAUCCGUUUGCAGGAGGAUACAAACAAUAUCCCCGCAGGUUGCAUGCCACGCACGAUGGAGCUCAUCGCCCGCAACGAUGCUGUGGAAGUAGCGAAGCCCGGUGACCGGAUUGUGGCCGUGGGAUGCCCCAUCGUCGUACCGGAAGUGAUGAAACUGUUCAACCAGGCGAACCGACGCGAGGUCCAGCGCGAGAUGUCUAGCACUCAACGUGCUCAUCAGGAGGCACAGCAGAAUCUGGAGGGUGCCACCGGCCUUCGCGCACUUGGUGUUCGUGAACUCAACUACCGCAUGUGUUUUUUAGCUACUACCAUAACAAGCGCCAAUGGAGAUGAUCGCAAGAUGACGGAGGCGAUUAAGGAUUCCGGAGAUGGUGCUGCAGAGCGAGAACAGGUUAGUCUCACUGCUGCUGAGAUGCAGAAGGUGCAGUUGAUGCGUGGUAGUGCCAACCUUCUGAAAGCGCUCACGGGUUGCAUUGCACCGAAUAUCUUCAAGCAUGACGUUGUGAAACUAGGACUCCUGCUUCAAAUGGUUGGUGGUGUUUCCAAGAACACGGUGGAGCGGAUCGGGUUGCGCGGUGACAUCAAUGUUUGCAUUGUUGGGGACCCAUCUACUGCCAAAUCUCAAUUCUUGAAGUGGGUAGCAAGUAAUGUCACGCGCGGUGUGUACACUAGCGGUAAAGCCUCCACGGCCAGUGGUCUGACGGCAACAGUUACACGGGACGCAGACACAGGUGACCGUACCAUUGAGGCUGGCGCGCUUAUGCUUAGUGACCGCGGUGUUUGCUGCAUUGAUGAAUUUGACAAGAUGGACGUGAAGGAUCAAGUAGCGAUACACGAAGCGAUGGAGCAGCAGACAAUUUCCAUAGCCAAAGCCGGUAUCAAAGCGACUCUUAGCGCGAGGACGUCGCUCCUUGCAGCCAUGAACCCUAUUGGUGGAAAGUACGACCGCCGGAAGCCGCUGCAGAAGAACGUGGCGAUGACAGCGCCAAUUAUGUCGCGUUUUGACCUAAUGUUUGUGAUAGUUGACGAGUCCAGCGACGAUGCAGAUUUCGCCAUUGCGGACCAACUUCUGCGUCUGCAUCGAUUUGGCGAUAGCGCCGUUCGUCCACCCUUUUCGACUGAAGACUGUCAGCUCUACCUUCGUUAUGCGCGCUCCCUUACCCCACGCCUAAAGGAGGAGGCGGUUCACCUCAUUGUGGCAGCGUACCGUGAUAUGCGUCUGCAAGAUUCGCUCUCGAACCGUAGUAAAGUAUACCGCGUUACCACACGUUUGCUAGAGAGUAUGAUCCGACUCUCGGAGGCCACAGCAAAACUGUACCUGAGUGAGGAUGUUGAAGAAGCGCAUGUGGAAGUGGCACUCGAGCUGAUGCGACAGUCAUUAUCGACGCUUGAUAUGACGGAAGUAGAGCUUGUUGGUACCGUAGAACCGUUUGAUGUGGCAGCUGUUGGGAUUAAGCCUGAACCACACGAAGAGCAGCAGCCGCAGCAGCAGCCAGAACCACGAUUGGAUUCCACUCGUGGGGAUGAUGGGGCUGGGCAACGGACCAUAGCGCGGCGGAAGGGUAAGAAAGGUGUCUCGGCAUCGACUGCCGAGAGAGGUGUUAGCGGUGGAGUCCCUGGCCAAGCCCCUCAGAAGACUGUGAUUAGCGCAGACCACUACUAUGGAAUCGUCAACCGCAUUGUGACGAGGAUUCAGGCCCUUGGGGAAUCCAAUCCCCCAUCCCGUGCGGAACUGGUAGCGUGGUAUAUGGAGCAGGUUCACUCACUUAACAAAUCGCAGUUGGAAGCAGAGCUUCGUUAUGUGAAUCUUGUUAUCCAGAAGAUGCUGAAAGACGGCAAUCUUCUUGAGGUUGAGCUGAAUGACGGAGAGGGGAGCAAAAUCUUUCUUGACCCAAACUAUAACCCAGAUAUUACGAAGCAGUAG